GAAUACUGCAGAGGACUGGGGCCUCAUCUUAGAUAUCUGUGAUAAAGUUGGACAGUCGCGCACAGGAUGAUGCCUCAGAUUUGUGGUGAUCAACAUGCACUACCGAUUUGCAGUUCUCCCAUUUGGCCUGUCAGCGGCCCCUCGGGUAUUUAUGAAGUACCUGGUGGUCGUUGCAGUGUUCAUGAGGAGGCAGGGGAUUCAGCUUUACCCUUACCUUGAUAACUGGCCAGAGCCUUCCUCCAAGCAGGGCAUUCCAGGCAGUAGUGAUGCUUAUAGAGAGCCUCAGAUAUCAUCCCAUCGCAACUGCAAGAAACUGCUUGAAACUCCUAGGCCACAUAGCCUCAUCCACUUGUGUGGUGCUGCAUGCAAGACUUGAACUCCAGCCUCUCCAGUCAUAGCUGGCAAUGGUAUACUUGCUAAGCCAACACGAUUUGGACAUAGUGAUUACAGUUCCCCUGUCAGUGCUUGCCUCUCUCAAGUGGUGGCUAGACCCCCUGAUGGUGUAUGCAGGAGUCCUGUUCUCAAGGGUCCAACCAUCAGUAUCUCUCAUUACAGAAGCUUCAGUGAGGAGCUGGUGUGCUUACUUGGGUUCCCUCAGAACUCCGGGCCUCUGGUCUCAGGAAGAGUGUUCCCUGCAUCAUCAACGUCAGGGAGCUCAGUGCAGUGGGCCUGGCUUUCCAGGCAUCCCAGCCUCAGGUAGCAGGCAAGAAUGUGUCAAUUCUCACAGACAACACAACGGUGAUGUUUUUUAUCAACAGGCAGGGAGAAGUGCGUUCCUUUCCCUGUGUCAAGAAGUGCUUCGCUUGUGAGAAUUUUGCAUAGCCGACUCGAUCCACCUCGAGGCCUCCUCGCUGCCGGAACGCAGAACAGUCUAGCGGAUCACCUCAGCAGAUCCUUCUCCAGCCAUCAUGAGUGAUCCAUUCACCCAGAUGUCAUGAAAACCAUUUUCCGGAGGUGGGGAAUGCACCAGAUAUACCUGUUCGCGACAAAGCAUGACAAGAAGUGUCUGCAUUUCUUCUCCCUCCUGGGCCACAGCCCCAGAUCUCUCAUAGACGCCUUCCUCCUCCCUUGGAUGGGUCAUCUCUUCUAUGUGUUUCCUCCUAUUCCUCUCAUACCCAGGGUCUUGCUGAGAAUCAGAAGAGACAGAGUGUGAGUCAUCCUGAUAGCCCCUGCAUUGCCCCACCAAUGUUGGUUUACCACACUUCUGGCCUCUCGGUGGACACCAAUCCUUCUGCCUCUGUAUCCAGACCUGAUCUCGCAGGACCACAGCUACCUGCAUCACCUGAUCCUCGAGUCCCUCCAUCUGACAGCCUGGAAGCUCUGUGGCUGAACCCCGCAGAGAUAGCAUGCUUGGAGCAGGUCCAUGAGGUCCUACUAGGGAGCAGGAAGCCCUCCACCAGACCUAUUUACCUGGCAAAGUGGAAGAGGUUCUCUGUCUGGUCCAUGGAGAAGAGAGUAUUGCCUACAGAAUCAUCGAUACUAUUCAUUUUGGUCUACUUACCACACCUGAAGCAACAAGGUCUAACUGUGGCAUCUAUUAGAGUCCAUCUGGCCACAAUCUCAGCUUUUCACUCAUGGGUGAAUGGCUUAUGUGUGUUCUUGAACAACAUUUCUAAUUGGUUUCUUAAGGUUUGAGAGAGUGUACGACAACCAAUCUCUCCCUUGAACCUCAAGCUGGUAUUAUCAAACCUGACAGAAUCCCCAUUUGAGCCGCUGGCGACACACUCUCUCUUCUGUGUCCUAGAGGUGACCACCAGGCCAUUACUUUUGCCAGAAAUGUCUCAGAGAUCCAUGCCCUAACAUCAGAACCACCAUACACAGUAGUCUUCAAGGACAAGGUCCAAUUGCGUCCUCAUCCAACCUUCCUUCCGAAAGUGGUUUUGCAGUUCCAUAGUAAACAGGCUAUCUUCCUGCCGGUCUUUUAUCUGAAACCACAUAUGCAUAGGAAAGAACAAAGCCUCCAUUUGCUAGAUAUUAGACAUGCACUGGCCUUCUACAUAAAAAGGACUAAACCAUUUUGGAAAACUACUCAACUAUUCGUAGCCAUUGCAGCCAGGAUGAAAUGUGUCUUCCUGUUUCAGCCCAGAGAAUUUCAUCAUGGAUGACAUCCUGCAUCCACACAUGCUAUGACCUGGCAAAGGUUCCUGCUUCACCUGCCCUGACAGUACAUUCCACAAAGGCCCAAGCAUCUUAGGUAGCAUUCAUAGCACAAGUUCCUAUCCAGGAAGUUUGUAGAUUGGUGAUGUGGUCGUUAGUGCACACUUUUGUUUCUCAUUACACCAUCGCCAACCAGGCUAGGGACAAUGCUGGAUUUGGCCAAGUGGUGUUGCAAGUCAGUGUGUCAAUAGACUCCAAACUCUUCUCCUGGACAGCUGCUUGGGAAUCACCUACACUGGAGUGAACACGUGCAAGCACUCAAAGGAAAAAUGGUUACUAACCUUUCCAUAACUGUUGGUCUUCAAAGUGUGUUGAACAUGUCCUUCCAAGACCCGCCCUCCAACCCCACUUCACAGUGGGCCUGAAAGAAGGAACUGAGGGGCCAUGGGUCAGCAGGACCCUUUUAUACUGGUGCUAUGAGCGUGCAACUCCUGGGGGGACUAGAGCUGACACAACAGAUACCACUGAGGGGAAAACUUCCGGCAUCUGUGCUCAGACCGAGCACACACCUACAUAGGAAUGGACACGUGCAACACAUCUUGAACAACAGCCGUUACGGAAAGGCCUAAGGAUUGCCUUCGGUCUGUUAUGAAGAGAAUGAACCAUAAAGAUCCUCAUGUUGCUAUGCAAGCACUGACACUUCUAGGAGCAUGCGUAUCAAACUGUGGUAAAAUCUUUCAUUUAGAAGUAUGUUCGAGAGAUUUUGCUAGUGAAGUAAGCAACGUAUUGAAUAAGGGUCAUCCAAAAGUCUGUGAAAAGCUAAAAGCCCUCAUGGUGGAAUGGACAGAUGAAUUCAAGAACGACCCACAGCUUAGUCUAAUAUCUGCCAUGAUAAAAAAUCUUAAGGAACAAGGAGUUACAUUUCCAGCUGUUGGUUCACAGGCUGCAGAACAAGCAAAAGCAAGCCCAGCUCUAGUAGCCAAAGAUCCUGGUACGGCAGCUGACAAAAAGGAAGAGGAAGAUUUAGCAAAAGCCAUUGAAUUGUCUUUAAAAGAACAAAGACCACAGCAAACAACACUUUCCAGUUUGUAUCCAAGCACGUCAAGCCUCUUAACGAACCACAAACAUGAGGGCCGAAAGGUUCGCGCAAUCUAUGAUUUUGAAGCUGCUGAAGAUAAUGAAUUAACAUUUAAGGCUGGAGAACUUAUAACUGUACUUGAUGACAGCGAUCCAAACUGGUGGAAAGGUGAAACUCACCAAGGAAUAGGAUUAUUUCCCUCUAAUUUUGUAACAGCUGACCUUACUGCUGAACCAGAAAUGAUGAAAACGGAGAAGAAAACAGUACAGUUCAGUGAUGAAGUUCAAGUAGAGACAAUAGAACCUGAGCCUGAACCAGUUUAUAUUGAUGAAGAUAAAAUGGACCAACUGUUACAGAUGUUACAAAGUGCAGAUCCAACUGAUGAUCAGCCGGACCUCCCAGAGCUGCUUCAUCUUGAAGCAAUAUGCCACCAAAUGGGACCUCUCAUUGAUGAAAAGCUGGAAGAUAUUGAUAGGAAACAUUCAGAACUUUCAGAGCUCAAUGUUAAGGUCAUGGAGGCUCUUUCAUUAUAUACCAAGUUGAUGAAUGAAGAUCCAGUGUAUUCCAUGUAUGCAAAACUACCAAACCAACAUUAUUAUAUGCAGUCUUCUGGUGUUUCUGGCUCUCAGGUUUACCCAGGGCAGCCUCAAAGUAGUACAUAUCUGGUGGCAGGAAGUGCGCAAAUGGGCCAUAUUCAAGGCUAUAAUCUUCCCCAAGAACAACUUCCUUCUCUCAACCAAGGCACAGUUCCUCAAUCGGGAAGCUCAGGACUGCCUAGUCAGCCAGCUCAGACAUCUUAUGCUAAUGCAAUGGUCAGCUCUCUUCCUGGAAGCACAUAUUCCAAUCAGGCUUCAAUGUACAGUCCACCUCCUGCUGCUGUUGAUGUUACUGCUUACCAGAAUGCUGGAACUAAUGUGUCCCAGGUGCCAAACUAUAACUUAGCAUCUUCGUCUCUGCCUCCACCAGCAGGCAGUCAACAACCGCCGCCACCACAACCACAUACUUACUCCCAGAAGGCACUACUAUAAGACCCAGGACUUCUGAUUCCUAAUCUUCUCUAACCUCUGCUAAAUGCAGUUGACAAUGUUAUAAGCUCCUUCCUUUAAUCUCUUAAACAUUGUUUAUCCUCAGUUUAAUAGGAAUCUACCCUGGUGAACAGGUUCAAUGAUUCAAUUUGCACUGACUUUUUAGGAUUUUUUUUAAUUUUGCAGCGGAACAAAAAUAUUUAGGACACUUAAUUCCGUUUAAAAGGCCUAAGAUUGGUACAAUAUUUAUGUCUGGUAAAAUUGGCUAAUCUGUGAAAACUCAACUUGCAAACUUUUGUGGCAUAAAUGUUAUGUAUAUAAUAGUGUGUGUUUGCAAUAGUGGCCAUUUGAAAUAGCUAUGGUGAUCAUGUGAAUAUAUUUAACACACUGUUAAAAUAUUUUACAUUACUGUUUUAUUUUAAUCAUGAACAGAUGACCGUGUUUCACAGUUGUACCCAGUUUUGUGAAGGAUGUGAUAUCCUUUUGCAAUGCAGGAAAAUGCUUAAAUCUGCAUAUCAUGGUUAAUAUUUACAUGCUAAGGUCUAUAUUAAUUUCCAAACUUAACUACAUGUAGGUUUCAUUCAUUGUGAAUUGAAUUUAAGUAUAUCAUGACUUCCUGUAGUCUGCAGUACUAUUAGCUGGCAUUAUCUACCAAAGUAAACUAGUUAACAUUUUAAAUGGUCUGGUGAGGUCACAGCAAAUGAUGAUUCUGUUUUAGAAUAAUAAUUAUUUAAAACACCUAUUUACAGGCUGCUAAACAUAUCAUGGGACCAUGAAACUGACUAGAAUCUUACAACUUAUUGUUUAAAGCAUAUAAUGAUGUACUUUUCCAUACUAGCCUUGUAUAACUAGCGUUCUGGAUUGUAUUGUGUGUAUUGGUGAAGAUUACACCAAAGACAGAGAAACUGAGUUUGAAUGGGAAUGAAUGGAAUUUUUAAACUGGAACAAAAACGUGAAUACACUACAUUAUUCAUGACUCUUAUAAUUAUUUAGAUCACACACAAAGAAUUGUGGACAGAUAUAGUCACUUGGCUGAGCAAACCUUUACAUUUUUAUUUUAACUCUUGUGGCCCUGCUUAGCAAAAUUGUUCUGUGUAGUGUUAUUACACAAAACACUUCAGCCUUAAUCCAACAUCUCUUCUUAAUUUCCUAAUUUUUAGUUGUCUGAAGCCUUGUUGUUUGUUUAAUUCCUUCUCUAGUAUGAAUAGUUUCUCAUUUCACUUUCUCAAAACUCUUCAUAAUUUGGUUAAAAUUUUAGAUCAUUUUACAUUCUGUUCUGCAGUGAUGUAAAUUUACACAGGUUGUCCUGUCUCUCACUCUUUGGGGCAUGAAACUCUCUGUAUGCCACUUAUAAACUCAGUGAAAGGGUAACAGUAACUGAAUAAAUCAUUUUAGAGGGGUCUAAUCAAUGUAUCUUCUACAAAAGAAUGUUUGUUUUGAUUUGUAUUCUAUUUCUGUUGAUGCAUCUUAGCAUCCUGUUUGCUUUUUUUUUAAUGCAGCCCAUUUUGAGUAGGCAACUUUAUAGAUCUCUCAAUAUAAAACGCACAUUCUGGUUUUGGUUAGCAUACAUGCCAUAACUGGUUAAUUUAAUAUUUAUUUUCCAUUUUAAUGUAUUCCUUCUUAAGUUUAAUUCUUGUACACAUGUUAUUGCUCAGUUAUUUUGACUAUCCAGUAUUUUCUGAAUCUGUUUGCAGUGUUCAUACUUAUUUGCCAUGUCUUUAGGUUUGCUAUCAUUAGCAAACAUUGGUCUAUAUCUUGCCUGUGAAUUCUGUCAGCCAAAUAGAUUGCAUAAAUACUAAACAAGAUGGUUGCAAACCUCAA
Gopherus evgoodei (Goodes thornscrub tortoise) is the source of this 6021-nucleotide messenger RNA. It is a transcript of the gene STAM, whose product is annotated as signal transducing adaptor molecule. Gene Ontology annotation, cellular component: ESCRT-0 complex. The transcript is spliced from 14 exons. Gene Ontology annotation, biological process: protein transport to vacuole involved in ubiquitin-dependent protein catabolic process via the multivesicular body sorting pathway. The coding region runs from base 2746 to 4203 and encodes 485 amino acids. The record is from RefSeq and is a predicted model, not a curated record. Lineage: Eukaryota; Metazoa; Chordata; Testudines; Testudinidae. Gene Ontology annotation, molecular function: ubiquitin binding; phosphatidylinositol binding.